CCGACAGGUUGCGCUGUGCAGAAAGCAAGCUCCUCACCAGGUCCGCAUCGCCCUCUCCGCUGUGUUCGUCGUUGACUGUGUUGUAUCCGGAGCUCAGUAUUUGCUGAACUUUAUGUUUUUUUGUAGGAUCCAAAGAGUCAUAUCUGAGCAGUUAUUAACCUCUCUGGGACACGUUUGCACAUUGCGUAAUUCCCGAUCCCUCACGUCUAAAAUGGCUUUCCAGUACCCCCCUGUGUACCGCGACGAGGCCGUGGUAGAUGUUUAUCAUGGCAAUAAAAUCCCGGAUCCGUACAGCUGGCUGGAGGACCCGGACAGUGAGAAGACACAGGCCUUUGUCAACGCCCAGAACCAGCUGACCAUGCCCUAUCUGGAGCGCUGCGAGGUGCGAGACCUGUUCAAGGAGCGGAUGACCGAGCUCUACGAUUACCCCAAGUACAGCUGCCCCUUCAAGAGGGGAAGCAGGUACUUCCACUUCUACAACACGGGCCUCCAGAACCAGAGCGUGAUGUACGUGCAGGAGAGCCUAGAGGCGGAGCCCACCGUCUUCCUGGACCCCAACACCUUCUCUGAAGAUGGGACGGUGGCCCUCAGAGGCUAUGCCUUCUCCGAGGACGGGGAGUACCUGGCGUACGGCACCAGCGACAGCGGCUCGGACUGGGUGGAGAUGCGCUUCCUGCGCGUGGAGGGCGCCUCGCUGCUGGAGGACCGGCUGAAGCGCGUCAAGUUCAGCUGCAUGUCCUGGACGCACGACGGCAAGGGGCUCUUCUACAACUCCUACCCCCAGCAGGAGGGCAAGAGCGACGGCACGGAGACGUCCACCAACCUGCACCAGAAGCUGUAUUACCACGUGCUGGGCACCCCCCAGGCCCAGGACUCCCUCUGUGCCGAGUUCCCCGAGCAGCCCAAGUGGAUGAGCGGCGUCGAGGUGUCGGACGACGGGCGCUACAUCCUGCUGUCCAUCAGGGAGGGCUGUGAACCCGUCAACAAACUGUGGUACUGUGACCUCCAGAGCCUCCCGCAAGGCAUCACUGGCCUCCUGCCCUGGGUCAAGCUCAUCGACAACUUUGACGCCGAGUACGAGUACGUGACCAACGAGGAGACGGUGUUCACCUUCAAGACCAACCUGGACGCGCCGCGCUACCGCCUCAUCAACAUCGACUUCUCCUCUCCGGCCCAGGGCGGCUGGCAGGAGCUCAUCCCCCAGCACGACAAGGACGUCAUCGUGUUCGCCACCUGCACCUACUCCAGCUUCCUGUUCGUGUGCUUCCUGCACGACGUGAAGAACGUGCUGAAGAUGUACCGGCUGGGCUCCGGGGAGGAGCUGCGGACCUUCCCCCUGGACGUGGGCUCCGUGGUGGGCUUCACCGGCCGCAAGAUGGACUCUGAGAUCUUCUACUACUUCACCUCCUUCCUCUCGCCAGCCAUCAUCUACCACUGCGACCUCACCAAGGAACCCCUGCAGCCCCACGUGUUCCGGGAGGUCACCGUCAAGGGCUUCGACCCCUCCGAGUACCAGACCACACAGAUCUUCUACCCCAGUAAGGACGGCACCCAGGUGCCCAUGUUUGUGGUGCAUAAGAAGGGGCUGAAGCUGGACGGCUCCCACCCCGCCUUCCUCUACGGCUACGGCGGCUUCAACAUCUCCAUCACGCCCAGCUACAGCGUCUCCCGCCUCAUCUUCGUGCGCCACCUCGGCGGGGUGCUCGCCGUGGCCAACAUCCGCGGCGGCGGGGAGUACGGAGAGACCUGGCACAAGGCCGGCAUGCUGGCCAACAAGCAGAACUGCUUUGAUGACUUCCAGUGUGCCGCCGAGUAUCUGGUGAAGGAGGGCUACACCACCUCCGCCAAGCUCACCAUCAACGGAGGCUCCAACGGGGGGCUGCUCGUAGCGGCGUGUGUGAACCAGAGGCCGGACCUCUUCGGCUGUGCCGUGGCCCAGGUGGGCGUCAUGGACAUGCUCAAGUUCCACAAGUUCACCAUCGGACACGCGUGGACCACCGACUUCGGCUGCGCAGACAUUAAGGACCAAUUUGAUUGGCUUAUCAAGUACUCCCCGCUCCACAACAUCCGCGUGCCGGAGGGCGAGGGCGUGCAGUACCCAUCGGUCCUGCUGCUGACGGGCGACCACGACGACCGCGUGGUGCCGCUGCACUCGCUCAAGUACCUGGCCAUGCUGCAGCACGUGGUGGGCCGCAGCCCGCGCCAGACCAACCCGCUCUUCAUCCACGUGGACACCAAGUCGGGCCACGGCGCCGGCAAGCCCACCAGCAAGGUCAUCCAGGAGGUGGCCGACACCUACGCCUUCAUCGCCCGCUGCCUCAACCUGAGCUGGAUCAAAUAGUCGCCCCGGCAACCGCGCCCCUCUCCCACCCAAACGCUCGCACUCCCCUCUCAACCCCCCCCACUGCCUCUUUGCAGUUUGUUUAUCACCCCCCUGCACUUCAUACACAACGGUUCUGAUGGGUUACCGGUCUUUUUAUUGAAAUGAGUGCUUUGAGCUAACAAUGCUGCAUUAUUCAACUCACAAGACAUCCCGUUCUCGUUCAAGCCUCAAGCCGUCUUCAACCAUAGGCUGUCCCGUCGCCAUCCAUUUCUCUCUCUCUCUCUCUCUCUAGCUCUCUCAUAGCUCUCGCUCUCGCUCUCGCUCUCGCUCUCUCUCUAGCUCUCUCUAGCUCUCUCUAGCUCUCUCUCCCUAACUCUCACUCUCUAGCUCUCUCUCUCGUCUGGCUAGCUCUCUCUUUCUAGCUCUCUCUUGCUCUCUCUCUAGCUCUCUCUCUCUCUCUCUCUCUAGCUCUCUCUCUAGCUCUCUCCCUAGCUCUCUCUGUCUAGCUCUCGCUCUCGCUAGCUCUCUCUCGCUCUCUCCCUAGCUCUCUCUCUCUAGCUCUCUCUCUGGUCUGUCUAGCUGUCUCUCUAGCUCUCUCUCUCUGGUCUGUCUAGCUUGUAAAAAGGAAGAACUCUGGUCUGUUGUUGGGCACGUCACUAAGCUAACAGCGCAGCACUUGUAGCCAGUUCUCCCUCCCAUCUUCUGUUGGCAGAGAAUUCACUUGUCUUAUAUAUUUCUUUUUUUAUAUGUAUGAUUAAUUAAAAGGAAACAACAGUUGCAAAGGAGUCUCCCUUUGACUCUUGAGGGGGAGAUGGCUCCUGUUACGCUCAUGAAAUCAGCCAUCACAUUAAUCAUUUCAAGGUCACUAGGAAUGCUAAAUUACUGUCAAAGCCGCGGCAUCCAGACUAUUUAUUUCCAUUAGAACUCCAGGAAAAAGGCAUAUGUAGUAUUUUAUGUAGACACACGGUAUUGCGCAUUUAAUGCAAGAUGCAACUGAAAUUGCCAGGGCGUGAGUGCAAAUGCAAAUGCUCUCUUUUUUGAGUGUGUACACGUGUUUGAGUAUUCAUACAUAUGUUAAUGUGUUAAAGGUCAACCCUCAUACCCCUUUUUUAAGAAGUUGAUUUCUACCUCUGGACAUAUGCUGAUUCUUUUGCCUUUUUUUUUUUUAAAGGGAACUGAACGAGAUUGGCACUUCAAUAAAAAAAUAAUGUUUAUUUUCUUUUUUUUAAAGCAAUUUAAAGUGUCAUUGACAACUAGGAUUUGAUUUAGUGUGAUAUUAAAAUGUUUAUUAACCUUAA
This is a messenger RNA of Gadus morhua (Atlantic cod), 3621 nucleotides long. RefSeq names its product prolyl endopeptidase. Gene Ontology annotation, cellular component: cytosol. The transcript is spliced from 14 exons. The record is from RefSeq and is a predicted model, not a curated record. NCBI's taxonomy places the organism in Eukaryota, Metazoa, Chordata, Actinopteri, Gadiformes, Gadidae. Bases 113 to 2341 code for a protein of 742 amino acids. Gene Ontology annotation, molecular function: oligopeptidase activity; serine-type endopeptidase activity. Gene Ontology annotation, biological process: proteolysis.